UCCUGCCGCGUCCGCGCGCCCGCCCCGCCCGCCCGAGCAGCGGCCGCAGCCCCGGCCGGGCCCAGCGGGGAGAUGAACACGGUGCUGUCCCGGGCCAACUCGCUCUUCGCCUUCUCGCUGAGCGUGAUGGCGGCGCUCACCUUCGGCUGCUUCAUUACCACCGCCUUCAAGGAGCGCAGCGUGCCCGUCCGCAUCGCCGUCUCCCGGGUCACGCUAAAAAAUGUAGAAGAUUUCACUGGACCUAGAGAAAGAAGUGAUCUGGGAUUCGUCACAUUUGACAUUACUGCAGAUCUGCAGAGUAUAUUUGAUUGGAAUGUUAAACAGUUGUUCCUGUAUUUGUCUGCAGAAUAUUCAACGAAAAACAAUGCCCUAAAUCAGGUGGUCCUUUGGGACAAGAUCAUGUUGAGAGGAGAUAACCCAAGGCUGUCCUUAAAAGACAUGAAGUCAAAGUACUUUUUCUUUGAUGAUGGAAAUGGUCUCAAGGGAAACAGGAAUAUCACCUUGACUCUCUCCUGGAAUGUUGUACCAAAUGCUGGCAUUCUACCUCUUGUAACAGGAUCAGGACAUGUGUCUGUACCUUUCCCAGAUACCUAUGAAACAACAAAAAGUUAUUAAAUUAUAGUACUGAAUCAUAAGCAAAAUAUUUUUAUACUUGUAUAUUGUGGGUACAUUUUAUUGCAGUUUCUUCUUGCAUCCCAUGCAACUUUUUGCUGAAAGAGACUUAAUUUCCUCAGGCUAGUAGUAUAGGAAAAGAAAAUGAAAAUUCAGGGUUUUGUUUUGUUUUGUUUUUUUUAAAUAAAACAUUGAAGCUGAGACUUAGGGAAAGGUAAAUUGCAGAGUAAUGGUUUUAAGGGGGGAAAACUGAGGAAUUUUUUUUUUCCUGGACAUCUAAGUAUAGAUAUCCUUUUCUUUUAAAUAAAUAUUUUUAAACCAGAA
Molecule: messenger RNA, 936 nt
Organism: Cinclus cinclus
Lineage: Eukaryota; Metazoa; Chordata; Aves; Passeriformes; Cinclidae
Gene: SPCS3
Product: signal peptidase complex subunit 3
Exons: 5
Coding region: 73-615 (180 amino acids)
Biological process (GO): protein targeting to ER
Cellular component (GO): membrane; signal peptidase complex
Source: RefSeq, a predicted model, not a curated record